Molecule: messenger RNA, 820 nt
Organism: Cephus cinctus (wheat stem sawfly)
Lineage: Eukaryota; Metazoa; Arthropoda; Insecta; Hymenoptera; Cephidae
Product: mediator of RNA polymerase II transcription subunit 27-like
Exons: 4
Biological process (GO): regulation of transcription by RNA polymerase II
Cellular component (GO): mediator complex
Molecular function (GO): transcription coactivator activity
Source: RefSeq, a predicted model, not a curated record
AGAUACGUAUAGUUUUGAUCGCAGUUUGAUAACAAAUUGCGAAAUAUACUCCUAUAUAAUGAGUUGCAAAUGUCUGACAAAAGUGAAUUUCAAUAAAAAUAACACAAUGGAACAGUUGCAAACGGCUCUUACGACAAUAAAAGUGUUGCGAUCAAGUGUAGGUCAAGUUUUUGAUUCUUUGGGAAGUGGACUUCGUGCGGAACAUGGAGACGAAAAUAAGGAAACAAAAUAUUGAUUGGAGCUUCAGGAACUCUUGACGACUGUUAAUGUUAAUCUAAGAGAUGUCGAGCAGGCAGUGAGUAGUUUAAACCCUCCACCAGGCCCAUUUAAUUUAGCAAGUACUGCCUAUCUGAGUCAAGAAACAACACAAGAAAGACAGGCCCUUUAUGGCACUCUUGUUAAUAGUUAUAAAUGGACUGAUAAGGUUCAUGAAUAUAGCAACGUUGCACAGGCAUUGCUCAGUCAAAAUUCUUUGAAACGAUCCUAUACAAAUUCUAAUAGAACAAAAAGAGGGAGAAUACAAACAAGUAGUCACAACGUGUCACCACAGCAAGUUGAUUUAUUCAUAUCAACAUUUGAUCGUCAAUUCAAUGAUAUGACAGUCUCUGUAUCACGACCAUUUGCAUCUAAUGCUGUGCUCCGUGUAACGUUAGAACAUGUUUUGGGAGCAGAUGCAGCAUAUCACGUACAGUCAUUGGCUACCUCUGAUCCUGGGAACAGAAAACUCACAGAUUAGCAUUUAUUUGUUGUGUCAUGUGUUAUAUUUUCUAGUAUGUACAUAAACAGGUUUUACAAUAGUAGAUCGUCUGUACAUGAACAA